GCGCUGGUCCUUACAGUAGCCAAUCACAGAGCAGGGCGCGGUGACGUCAGCACGUGGAUGAUGAGGCGUUUAAGUACAAAUCGUACAAAGGAGUUGUUGUGAAGCAGUGGAUCAGCUGAGUGUGUGUGUGUGUGUGAGAGUGAGUGUGUGUUGCAGCAGCCGCAGCAGACUCCUCACACUGACUGAUGUUGAGGUUGAUGAAGAUGAUGAAGAUGUCUCUCCUGCUGUCCUCCUCCUCCUCCUCGCUGCUCGUGCUCCUGCUCGUGCUCCUGCAGCAGCUGCAGGCUCUGACGGCGGAGGAGGAAGGAGCCGCCAUGGAGGAGCUGACCACGGAGAAGGAGGCGGAGGAGAGUCACCGUCAGGACAGCGUCAAUCUGCUGACCUUCAUCAUGCUGCUCACCGCCACCAUCCUCACCAUCUGGCUCUUCAAGCACCGCCGCGUCCGCUUCCUCCACGAGACCGGGCUGGCGAUGAUUUACGGUUUGCUUGUCGGUGUGAUUCUGCGAUACGGCAUUCCCGCCACCAGCUACCACAACAAGACGCCGCCCAGCUGUUCUAUGAAGGAACGACCCACCAGCACUCUGCUGCUCAACGUCAGCGGCAAGUUCUUUGAGUACACCAUCAAAGGAGAGAUCAACUCUGGAGAGAUUCACAACGUGGAGCAGAAUGACAUGCUGCGCAAGGUGACCUUUGACCCUGAAGUGUUUUUCAACAUUCUGCUGCCUCCUAUCAUCUUCCAUGCAGGCUACAGCCUAAAGAAGAGACACUUCUUCAGAAAUCUGGGUUCCAUCAUCACGUACGCUUUCCUCGGCACGGCCAUCUCAUGUUUUGUUAUCGGUAAUCUCAUGUACGGUGUGGUCAAACUGAUGCAACUGGUCGGUCAGCUGUCGGACAAGUUCUACUACACUGACUGUCUCUUCUUUGGUGCCGUCAUUUCUGCCACCGAUCCAGUGACAGUGUUGGCCAUUUUCAAUGAGCUCCAUGCAGACGGUGACCUUUAUGCUCUGCUGUUUGGAGAAAGUGUUAUGAACGACGCAGUCGCCAUCGUUCUGUCCUCGUCCAUCGUUGCGUACCAGCCCAGUGGCGCAAACACUCACAUGUUUGAUGCUGCAGCGUUUUUUAAAUCUGUAGGAGUUUUUCUGGGGAUUUUCAGUGGCUCGUUUGUGAUGGGAGCCGCCUCAGGAGUCGUCACCGCUCUCGUCACCAAGUUCACCAAACUUCACUGUUUCCCUCUGCUGGAGACGGCGCUCUUCUUCCUCAUGUCCUGGAGCAACUUCCUGUUAGCAGAGGCCUGUGGGUUCACAGGUGUGGUGGCCGUGCUCUUCUGUGGAAUCACUCAGGCUCACUACACGCACAAUAAUCUGUCUGAGGAGUCAACGAAGAGAACCAAGCAGCUCUUUGAGGUUCUUCACUUCCUGGCUGAGAACUUCAUCUUCUCCUACAUGGGCUUGGCUCUGUUCACCUUCCAGAAUCACAUCUUCAGCCCCAUCUUCAUCAUCGGGGCUUUUUUGUCCAUAUUCAUCGGCAGAGCUUUGAACAUCUACCCUCUGUCCUUCCUCCUCAACCUCGGACGAAGACACAAGAUCAAGGGAAACUUCCAGCACAUGAUGAUGUUUGCAGGUUUGAGAGGAGCCAUGGCGUUUGCUUUAGCGAUUCGUGACACGGCCACUUAUGCCCGACAGAUGAUGUUCACCACCACCCUCCUCAUCGUCUUCUUCACUGUAUGGGUGUUUGGGGGAGGGACCACACCCAUGUUGUCAUGGUUACACAUCAGAGUUGGACAAAGCUCAGCUGUGCAGGAACAGCGGCGUACGCUCGGACAGAGGCAGUACUUCAGGGUGGGUGUGGACGCGGAUCAGGACCUGCAGUUCUGUGGAGACAACUUCCAGGUCCUUCAGGGGGACGGAGCUCAGGGUGAAGGUCAGAGUAAAACCAAGCAGGAGAGCGCCUGGCUCUUCAGACUCUGGUACUCCUUUGAUCACAAUUACCUGAAGCCCAUCCUGACCCACAGUGGACCUCCUCUCACCUCCACUCUGCCCGGAUACUGUGCUCCUCUGGCCAGCUGCCUCACCAGCCCCCGGGCGUACGAGAACCACGAGCAGCUCGGAGAUCACGAUGCCGACCUCAUCCGUAAUGACGGCGACCUGACCUACACCUUCGGUGACACGGCCAUCACAGCCAACGGGGCGUCUGGAGGCGGGGCUGACGCGGCUGGCGGCUCGGACUGGAGCGUGAACGGGAAGCGGAGCGGCAGCACCUCAGAGGAGGCGCUGGAGCGUGAACUGGACUCCCGCGAGCAGGAUCUGCUGAGCCGCGGCACGCGCCUCGUUUUCCCCAUGGAGGAUCAUCUCUGACUCCGCCCUCCUCCCCCGCCUGCACCACCUACAUCGCUGACCUGACCUGACCCCACACCACCGCCACCACCGCUGCACCCUCAGCUCUCUCUACUUCCUGUGGGCGGAGCGUCCAGUCCUGACGUGGAGGAGACAGGAGGGGAGGAGUCAGAGCGACGGAGCUGAGCUCCUCCAGACCUGAGGGUGGAGCCGGAGGAUCAUUUCAUCCUCAUCGCAGAGAGGAAGUCAUGUGACCUUGCGAUGGUUUUAACUCUGCGACAACAGAGAGACAAAGAAAUGUCCUCCAAACCAGAGAAGAAGAACGGGGAGGAGGUAGAAUCAAUCACACGAUUGAUCCAUGACGCUUCAGUCACUCACAUGUUUUCAUUCAUGUGUCACAAAAACCAUUUUUCAAAACAUUUAGGUAAAAAAAACAACACAUUUACAGUAUGUGUGUUUCACUGCUGUUAAAGGAGCAGUAUGUAAGAAUGAGUGAGUGGCUUCACAGACCUGAGAGGAUGUCCUUCUGCUUUGUUUGCAUUGAUCAUGUAAGUCCAAUAAUCCUCGUUCCUGGGAUAUUGCAGCCUUGAGUAUUGGCUGAUACCGAUAUCGAUCUAAUACAAUAUCAGCACGAAUCAUACAUACUUUCAUUACUUAUUUUGUAAUGUGGAAUGUUACAGAGAACAAUAGUCAGCAACAGUAGGUAUGAGAAAAACGCACCCAUUUAUUAUUAACCAAUGGGUUACAUCAAUUUUAACCUUACAUACCUUACACCCAACAUAAGAAUAUUCGAUUUCAUACAGUCUAUGGUUAAUUUCAUCAGGAGGAAAGUACCAAGUGCUAAUGGGGGUGUUUUCAGAGCAUCCGUGUUUCACAGGUAACAGCGUGUCUUCAGAGAACACCCCCCUUGUUUUCACUAUUUUGGAUCAGCCCGAAGACGUACUUAGCUCCGUGUGUGGCACUAGUUUAUGAAAUAAUGUUGUUUUAGCAGCGCGCCUCAGGAUGAGCUAGCGUGGUGCUAACGGCCAGCUCCCUAAAACUUCCCUCAGGUUGGAUUUCAGAGUAACCUGAUCAUGAACACGUGUGAACAAGGAUUUAGUCCUGUCUACUUCGUGUGUCAGGACUUUAAUAAUCAGAUUAAGACAGAUUAGAAUCGUCAUAAUCUGAUUAUUGUAUGACCAUAUUCUGGUUAAUCUGAACAUGUCAUUUAAAUGGAAGUGUAAAUUAAAGCCACACUAUGCAACUUUUCCUGGACCAAAUUUUUGCAGAAUUUGUGCGAGAUAUUUUCCCAGUUACGAGUAGUGUUUUUAAAUCGCAGCAGCGCCCCCUGAAGUUGCAGUUCCAAGUCAUCAACUCAUUCAAACUCCAUGUGCGACAUACGUAGAAUAAAUCGCAUUUAUGAAACGAAACGAAAACGCUUAAUUUCUUUUUUUGCGUGUCAUAUACACACAUGUUACUGGCCCCUAUGGACAUGUCGCUGCACUGUUUUUAUGCAUGAAAUGUAACUAGAUUAGCUUGCUAGUUAGCAAACCUAGCAAUAACAUAAGUAGCUAACAUUAACCACGUAAAAAACAAACCUUAAGUUCUGUAGAAACUGAAAGUCACUCAGUUUGUUUACGCUAAAAACUCGUUAGUCCAGCUCGUGUUAGUCAGACUAACAUACCUGGAUCAUGUGAUUCAUAGUCUGAUUACUCCUGCAUGUAAACACUUUAGUCAGACUAGAGUCAGACUUGUCCACAAUGUCCUCGCCGCUCUUUGUCCCUGAAGUAGAAGGAGACCAUGUCUAAACUGCAGCACUGUUAGGGGACGUCAUCUUCAGACAACACGACAACCACAAGAGACAUGUCCAUCUAAUUUGUCUCACUGUCCAUCUCACCAUCCGUCUCACUGUCUGUCUCUAUCAAUAGUGAAAUACAGGGCCACCUACUGAGGCAGUGUCACACGUUCACGGACAAUUUUGUCCUCAGUCUCUGUAAGUUGUCUGUCUGUCUUAGUUGAAGUGUUGAUGUAAACACACUGAGUGAUUUUCCGUCUAAGGACAAACAUUUAUCAAAUUUUGUCUCCAACUAUUUCACAUGUUUACGUUCCUCUGCGAUAAAGACCCCUCGCGCUUUCCCCUCUUCACUGUGUCUCUGGCCUCUUUCCUCCUGCAGUGAAGUCCACACAGUCCAAGGACAGAAGACACUCUAUUUGUCCACAUGUGUGGGACAAAGUGACGACAGCGAUGUUUGCUUUGACUUUGUGGACAAAAACAAGGAGAGGCGACUUUAAAACAGAGAGACUGGAGGAAGGAGCAGAGUUUGAAACUUGACCUCGAGGAGAGGACACACGUGGGACCAUGUUCUGUGUGUCUCUGUCUCUCCUUGUCUAUCUGUCUGGAGCUGAGAAACGCAAGCCGCAGCCCGUCCGUCCACGUGUGGACACAGUUGUCUCCAGGAGCAGCUGCUGUCAGGACAUGGAUCUGUCUCGCAGUUUGCAUGUCAACAGAAAACAUGUCAAUAAAAAACGUCCAAUCAUGAUCCA
Solea solea (common sole) is the source of this 4856-nucleotide messenger RNA. RefSeq names its product solute carrier family 9 member 7 (gene slc9a7). Gene Ontology annotation, biological process: sodium ion transport; regulation of pH; proton transmembrane transport. Bases 186 to 2354 code for a protein of 722 amino acids. Gene Ontology annotation, cellular component: recycling endosome; membrane. The transcript is spliced from 18 exons. Gene Ontology annotation, molecular function: sodium:proton antiporter activity. The record is from RefSeq and is a predicted model, not a curated record. NCBI's taxonomy places the organism in Eukaryota, Metazoa, Chordata, Actinopteri, Pleuronectiformes, Soleidae.